AAAUUUUAUUGCAUUCCUGCUCUGGUCGGCUGUUCGUUGUUUUGUGCCUUCUGCUAUAAGUGUGAGUGUACUCCGCGGUCGCAUCCCGCAACGGUGUUUGUAUUCACACCGCUGCUGGCGAAAAAACGAGAGAGAAUCCGCGAGCUUCUUUUUUGACAGUCGAUUAUUAUGGUUUCAAUAAUACGAAUCUGAUCAGAAAACAACACGCGCAGUUCGGAACAAGUGAGGCUCGCUUUUUUUUUUGUUCACUUUGUGCAAAGAGGCUGAACAAGAGAAAGGAAACAAAUUUCGAUUAAAAGUGGUACAGCCUCUUCGGACCAAGUACGUGAUUACAUUCAAUAGUUGCCUAUUUCGAAGCUAUCAAUGACUGGUGCUGCGUGGAUCAAUGAAUCCCCCGUUUUGUAUUUCUUUUCAAUAGCUAUCGGUAGAUACGAGCGUUAUGAUAGUGACUGGGUCGGGGAAGUCGGCUGUAUGGCUGGAUCGUAUGAUCUAGCAAAGAAGUGAAGUGUUUUCAUUUUCGUUGCCUUUUCGGAUCAAAUUCCGCAUUUGUCUGAUGCAAAUUGUGAUCGAGAAAGUGAUAGUAGUACAUAUAACCUUUUGCUACAGAAAUUUACUGCGAAUGUGAGACUGAAAAAGUAAGUGUAGUGCAUGAACAGAAAAAAAAUUGAAAAAUUGCCUUAGGUAAAAGAUUCAGCACAUGGAAGGAGAGAUGAUUUGGUGAAGUUUAUUGAUUUCUGUGUCGUUCUCUUUCGUGGAAACCUGUUUCUCCGUCAUAGUGAAUCGUCAUAGCCGUGUGUGCUGCUUUUGCUGCAUCGGAAUGCUGCCGUGCUAAUCGAGAUCCAAAACUAAAAACGUUUGCUGCUGGUACCAGAAUAGGGAUGAAAGGUGCGAAGUCGUAAAGGAUCUAACUGUAAAGAAAUAAGAUUAAAAAAAAAUUGCUUGAUUAUAAAAGCUCAACUAUGCAGACAAGCUUCCGGCAAACGGUAAGCACUACCACUCGAUUGUACUCCGAUUCAAGUUCCCGCUAAGCCGAUUUGCUACAGAUGUUGAUAGAAACUAUCGGCUCGUUGGAUCCCCACACUAGCAGCAGCCUCCAGCCACUUGCUGUACAAGAGUCAAGCAGCAGCGAGCAGGGCAACAAAGCAUAAAACCUCUACUAGCUGCUCCUACACUACUAGACUGGCCAGCAGCAGCACUUAUUCUUCAAGCGAAAAGACAUAUACUGUUAAAAGCUUCAUCCGACGAAGUUUUAAGCCAAACUUCAAAGUCGGCAUUAAUUCGACCUACUUGCACCAGCCAUUCCACAACCGCCGGCAGCACACAAUGAUCGCGAUCAGUGAGCCUCUUCACCCACACCGUAGGACCACCGUGAAACCACCGCAUGCAACUAACUCGUUGGAAGUACAGCAGAGGAGAGCGGGAAACACGAAAUCGGCCUGCAGAAUCGUCCGGCAGCGACAGUGCCGCACUUGAAUUGUAACCGCACGCACCUGUUGCUAGUUAAGCGGUCAAAAAACAUAGCCAGUGCCGCGGACGACCAUCGCUCAGCUGUGUUGAUACGAACUGGAGGGCUUAAACAAAAAAAAAAGAGAAAUAAAGACGGAAACUCCGGACGGUGUAGAAAAAGAAAAGGUGCAACAAUUACCCGGCGUUAAUCUGGGGAAAACACUCUCGCGCCCGUUGUGAUUCAGUACCGAUUCAGAGUUCAAGCAGACCGGAGCCUCCGAGCUCGGACGAUUCGGUUUAGAGAGUCGGAGUCCACAAAGACGCGACGCGAAGGUUUUAGUUGAAAUAAGUACGAGAAUGCGAACAAAGACCGCCAGGGAAGAAGCACUGCACCCAGCAUAGUAACCUCGUUUUGCCAAAGUGAAGAUUAUGUAAAUGAUCGGGAGCUGCUUAUUUUUACUCGCUCAUAUUAUUGUAUGUCUUGGCUGGUGAUUCUACCAGCAGACUGGAGAACCUGAAGGCAUCAUAGCAGCUAACGUGCGGGUGCGCAAGUAAACACCGGACGAGCGCAGUACUGACGUCCAGUUUCUGUUGGAUUGGACGGCAGCCCAUUCGCGAGAGUGAGAAAGAGGCAGAGAGCGAGAUACACAACCACUCAGUGGAAAGGGGAGCUUAAUCUUAUCACAAAAUUGCUAGUAGUGCGCGAGAAUCAAACGAUUUCGCAAGUGCUCGACGGUAGCGGGAGUCGGUGAAAUCAGAUUUUUUUUUCAUUCAUAACUCCGCUGUAGCAUCCGACCAUCAUUUGUACCGUCACGAAAUAGUUUGCGUGAACCUACCGAGCCCGGCCACGUGACAACAGGUUUCGAUUUUUUUUGCGUUCAAACUAUUGCCACAGCAACACCGUGUGGCGAGUUGGAUGAACGGCGAACGUCGUGUUUUGCGCAGAUCAGCUGAGCCAGCGUCUGAACCUAUCAACGGCAGAGAAAAUCGCAGUGUUGUGAACUCGUUUGUGGCUGAUUCCAGCGUUAUUAGCAUAAUUUCGCGUAAAUAAUAAUAAAACUCGCAAGUAAGACAACAUUAAAAAUGCUGACUAAACACCAUCCGAGUGCAGUGAACACGGUAGAGGGUGCCCAGUAAGGGACACCUUCUGCUAUACGGUGGUACAGCAGUGCAGUGAUAGAAACAAGCGAAAUUUUCCAUUACAGUGUCGAAAGUGAUCUGCUCGAUCGGAAAUAUGCCACUCAGUGAUUUGAAGGAAGAUUAUGGCCUGUGUGCAGAUUGAGCUUAAUCGAAAGUGAUUUGAACAGUGCUCAUUUUGCAAUUGGUGUUUGAAGUGGACAGAUCAGGAGCUCAUGCGACCCUGAUUUUGUGAAACCGGCUGACAAGAUGUACUGGUUACGGUCGAAGAAGUUAAAGGAGCGGUUGGCGCUUGGUUUUGGCGCCUCGCUUGUCCUGUUCACAAUUCUGCUCGUGAUUGAUCUGCAGAUGGACCUUGGUGUAUCCCGGGGCGAAUUCAUGCCAUCUCACGGAAGAAUUCGGUUCGCCAGCGAGGAUGACAAAAGUGGUAUCUACAAUGAAUUUCACCGAAAGUUUUUGGCGAAAAGUAAUACUUCUGGUUCGAAAGAAUAUCUAACCACGAACCCACAUACCCGAGGCCGGACGGAUACAUCGGGGGCGGGCCUGCCAGGAAAGCAAAUAACCACCACACCGCCGCACGAUCGGUUCAAGGAUCUGGCCGCCGUGGUUGUGGCGCCCAAAAACCGCCGCAAUCCUCAGUUCUUUGAACGAAUCGUUAUCAAAGAAGACUUCACCGAUGAUGUGAAUCCAACACUGGCAGAAAUGUUGGACUUGCGAGUAAGUUCCAACGCAACCAACCUGGAAAAGUUCCAACUCUCCAUUACCAAAAAUGAGCUGUAUUCCAAGAACGAUCGACUCGUAGACGCUGUGAUAAACGAUAUGGUGACGCUGCCAAUAAAGCAUGUAGUUCAAAAAGAAGGAGGCACGCAAAUCAAACUAAUAAUUGAAUAUCCAAACGAAAUACACGCUCUGUUUAAACCGAUGCGUUUUCCGCGGGAGCAGCAAACACUCCCAAAUCAUUUCUACUUCACUGAUUACGAACGACACAAUGCCGAAAUCGCGGCAUUUCAUCUGGACCGAAUAAUGGGCUUCCGGAGAGCAAUGCCAGUGACUGGCAGAAUUCUGAAUAUCACCACCGAAAUCGAAGCAGUAUGCGACGAAAAUCUACUGAAAACAUUCUUCGUGUCCCCGGCACGCAACAAGUGUUUCCACGGAAAAUGUUCCUACUAUUGUGAUACGUCGCAUGCAAUUUGCGGCAGUCCGGACACGCUGGAAGGAUCAUUUGCUGCCUUCCUGCCGACACAGCCGGACACGCAGCGUAAGGUAUGGCGUCAUCCGUGGCGUCGAUCAUAUCACAAGCGCAGAAAGGCCCAGUGGGAAACCGAUCCGGAUUACUGCGCCAUGGUUCGCGACAUUCCCCCCUACGACGAAGACCGCCGACUGUUGGAUCUGAUGGACAUGUCGGUGUUUGAUUUCCUGACCGGCAAUAUGGACCGGCAUCAUUACGAGACGUUCAAAAUUUUCGGCAACGACACGUUUCCAAUUCAUCUGGAUCACGGUCGCGGCUUUGGUCGACCAUUCCACGAUGAGUUAACCAUUUUGGCGCCAUUGCUUCAAUGCUGCCUGAUUCGUUCUUCGACGCUGGAGACACUUUUGCUAUUGCACAACGGCCCCAAGCCGCUAUCCGAGAGACUGCGGGAAUCGAUGGCUGCCGAUCCCAUCGCGCCUGUUCUAUGGGAACCACACUUGGCCGCGCUAGAUCGGCGGGUAUCCAUUAUACUGCAAGCAAUCCGGGAUUGCGUUAAAAAAGCCUCUGAGGAGGAAGAUUUCGAUGGUGGCCAAAAUCAGCUCGGCAACGGUGACAGCUUCUCCUAGCGUUCCUAUCGUCGGUGGACGACGAAUCGACUCUACCAGAUACUAAUCGAUCAAAACAGAAAAGAUGCAAACUGGAUCGGUCCGUAUAAGAAAGUGUACAUAAUAUAAUCCGCGGGAUGUGAGUGAGCAAUGUGCUGUAUGUGUUUGAGUAAGAGAGCCACACUGAGAGUGAAGGUGAGCGUGUGUACAAGGGAUUAAGGCCGCGAAACAGAAACUGUGCGGAACGGAGGCUAGCCGAUUUCCGUUAGUGGAUGCGGCAUUCAGCAGGUUGUUUAUUGUAGCUCUUUAUUAUUAUCAUAAAAUGAUAGCGGAAUGCAGACGAUGAAACACUGUGUUCUAAAUAUUUCGAUUGAAUGAUUGCGUGAGAGAAAAUCGGUCUCCACUAUGGAAAUUGGUUUGCACGUUGCUGUGUACAGGUGGUCGAAUGGACCGGCUGUAUUGUGAGGCCAAAGUUGUAAAUGAGCGAAAUCCAAAAAAAAGCUAUUACCGAUCCAUUCGCGGAUCUAUAUAUUUACGUUUUAAACGAUAGAGAUGAUAUUAGAUGUUCUUGUUUCCGUUAAGUUUUACCCCCGUAUGAAAUGUGAACCACCCCUUUUUCUUUAUUUUGUUAAUCAUUAAAAGUGAAAAAUAUCUCGAACAAAUUUCGUCUCAUGUAUAGGGAAAAAAAUACAAAAGAUAAUUCCAUCAAUCAUCUUCGUUCUUAAUCGUAAGCCGUACUAAACUGAAUGCCAAAUUUUUUACACGAACAAAAGAGGCAACAAAUACAAAGCCAGUAAAUGCAGCGAACAAAUAAGUUGAUAGCCUUUCAUCAAGGCUCGCGGUUCCAAAAAAAAACAAUGUUUUUAUCCUCGAGUAGAGCGAUCGGACGGAAGUAUCGAUUGCUGACAUCCAUUGGCAGUGUAUUUUUCGGUCCGUUCCCUGUGGUGCUAUAAAAUUCCUGUCGGCAGUAAAAAAAAUAUUCCGCACCUCUCACAGUGCAAAUUUGAUACUUUCCUUACUUGGGUAGAUUGAAAAACAAAAAAAAUAUCAAUAAACAAACAGAAACAGUAAAAUUUUGCUUUAUACAACGCCUCCUGGCGAGCCAAACUGCCGAACCCGGUGACUGAUUGCGACGAAAAUUGGGAUCAUUAAUCAAAUCGGCAUUCAACUGUAUAAAUAUAGACUGUCGCAUCCUUCGUAAAUUAAUUUCUGUUUUUUUUUUAUUGUAUUUUGCGAGUACACAGUUGGAACUGCAGAGAUAAACGAAAGGGAAAACAACAAUAAUUAUAAUUCUUUCAAUUACACUUGUACAACAAUUGGCAAACAGCUGUGAAAAAAGAGGAAAUCGAAUUUGAUAUGCUCUCCCUGCAAUACGUGAUUAUUGAGUGGAACAUGUGUUCUCUGUCAGGAAGUGCAUGCUGUGGGGCAGCGCGAAAGUGUGUUGGGUGAAAUUUUAAUGAACAGUGGAAACCUUUCCGCUUUGCUUACCCAAAACUGUGCGCCAAUCGAUCAAAUCAAGCUUUUCUCCAGGGUUGCUUUUCACCGGAGAGAGAGAGUAGGGAAUUUUUUUUCAGGCGGAGCUGAAAAAUGGGAAUCCACCAAACGAUUAUUGGUUGCGAAUGUUUUUUUUUCUCCGGGUGCGUAGAUUCGUGGACAAUUUAUGCUAAAAACUGUUCUCUCGAUCGUAAGGCUGUUUAUAUCCUGAUACUAUUUAUAAUUUAUUCGAUGAUGGAGUAUAUUGUACUAUAGCAAAGAACAAUUAAAGCGUAAUGUAAGAAAAUUGGACAAAUAAAAAUCAAUACCGUUGUUGUUGUUCACAGUAA
This is a messenger RNA of Wyeomyia smithii (pitcher-plant mosquito), 6200 nucleotides long. Its product is annotated as extracellular serine/threonine protein CG31145. Gene Ontology annotation, molecular function: protein serine/threonine kinase activity. Gene Ontology annotation, biological process: protein phosphorylation. The transcript has 5 exons. Gene Ontology annotation, cellular component: Golgi apparatus. The coding region runs from base 2833 to 4398 and encodes 521 amino acids. The record is from RefSeq and is a predicted model, not a curated record. NCBI's taxonomy places the organism in Eukaryota, Metazoa, Arthropoda, Insecta, Diptera, Culicidae.